Molecule: messenger RNA, 335 nt
Organism: Apaloderma vittatum (bar-tailed trogon)
Lineage: Eukaryota; Metazoa; Chordata; Aves; Trogoniformes; Trogonidae
Product: inhibitor of growth protein 5
Exons: 4
Biological process (GO): regulation of DNA-templated transcription
Cellular component (GO): nucleus
Source: RefSeq, a predicted model, not a curated record
AGGGACGAAGUCAGAAAGACAAAAGAGGCUCUCGUGGUCGAGGCAGACGAUCAUCUGAAGAAGAUACACCAAAGAAAAAGAAGCUCAAAGGAGGAUCUGAGUUUGCUGAUACCAUCCUGUCGGUGCAUCCCUCAGAUGUCCUGGACAUGCCAGUGGACCCCAAUGAACCUACCUACUGCUUGUGUCACCAGGUGUCCUAUGGAGAAAUGAUUGGCUGUGACAACCCAGAUUGCCCAAUUGAAUGGUUCCACUUUGCUUGCGUGGACCUCACCACCAAACCAAAAGGGAAAUGGUUUUGUCCUCGUUGUGUUCAGGAAAGAAAGAAAAAGAAGUAA